Molecule: messenger RNA, 4937 nt
Organism: Schistosoma haematobium
Lineage: Eukaryota; Metazoa; Platyhelminthes; Trematoda; Strigeidida; Schistosomatidae
Exons: 5
Coding region: 801-2606 (601 amino acids)
Source: RefSeq, a predicted model, not a curated record
GUCAGUUGGUAAUAACUUAAUGCUUCAACCUUCUCUUCCUAUAUUGUUUUGAAUGCCUAAAUAAAUGGUUUGCUCAGCUUUUGAGUCUUUCUUAGCUUCUUUUCAAAAUAGUGUUGUUUCUGAUAUUCAGAUUUCAAAUACUUAUUGAUCCCCAAGCUGCCAGCUUUGGGGAAAUUUUGGGGAAUUUUGGGGAAAUUUUGGGGAAAUCCCCAAAGUGAAAUAGCCUUCCCCAAAGUUUGGGGAAGUUUUGGGGUAUUUUGGGGAAAUUCUGGGGAAAUUUUGGGGAAAUCCCAAAGUGAAAAACCUUCCCCAAUCUUUGGGUAACUUUUGGGGAAAUCCCCAAAAUGAAAUAGUUUUCCCCAAACUUUGGGGAAAUUUAGGGGAAAUCCCCAAAAUUGCCGUAGCGCAUUUUUUCACAUUAAAAUUUCAUCGACAUAAUAUAAAUAAGCCUCACAGUAGUAAAUUUGAAUAGAGAAAUUUACAUUUUAAUUCAAUACAGACUUUUGAUGAGGGAUAAUCUUUGGAAUUCCAGGUCUUGUUUUAAUACAUCAACAAUAAGUAGACAAAGAGUUGUCGGUUUUAAAGCACUUUUCAAAAUUUGAAAGCUAUGGAGGUGAGUUGUUUGCAGUGCAGGUCGGGAAAUUUGGUUGCUGUCUAUGUUCAGUUUUACUUAAGUGAAUUAUUUCUUUCAGAAUAAUAAUAGACAGCUCGAUAAGAUUGCGAAAAGGCGGGCAGCAGACACUAAAUACCCUAGGUUGUUUAGCUGUUCCCGAUCAACCUAUUACAGAAGGUUGAGGAAAAUGAAAGCACAGUUUAUAAAGAAGUGUCAGUUACCGAGCUGUGACGAAGAGACAGACAAUCCAGUUGUCGUCACAGAAUCGCGUAUUACCGUAGCUACAGAGCAGUGGGCUAAUAUUGUCACAGAUACAGCUACUGCUUCAUGUAGUCACGUCCAAUGUUCAGACAACACAAUCAACGAAAUGUCCCCAACCAUUCAUCUUUCGGUGAAAGACGAGUUAGACAAAAUGGUCAUUGAAAUGAUGAAAGGUGGUUAUAUAAGCAUAAAGAAGGCUGAUCAAAUACUGGACAUUUUUCGUGCGCGGUAUCCAGAACUUCCAACGUCCGUCAGAAGUGUUCUACGUCGAUGCAACAACGUGGAGCCUAAGAUCCUAGAUUCUGGAACGUAUUACCAUUUAGGAUUGAAAUCCAGUCUUUUGAGAAUUUCAGGACAUUGGCUUCGUCGAAUCCGUUUCAACGAAUUGCAGUUGCAGUUAAACUACGAUGGUCUAAGUUUGUUCAAAAGCUCUAACCAACAGCUGUGGCCGAUCCUAGGUCGUAUAGUAGCUCCACUAGUUAGUAGUGUUUUCGUAGUUGGGAUCUACGGUGGUGAAGUAAAACCAUCUGAUUUCAACGACAUGUCAGCAACACUUAUAACAGAGUUACAGGAGUUGCUGACAGUAGGUAUUAAUGUAGAUAAGUAUCACUUACAUUUAACAGUUAAAUUAGUUGCUGUUAUUUGUGACGCUCCAGCUCGCAGCAACGUCAAGUACAUUGUGGGACACAAUGGUAUCGCUGGCUGUGACAAAUGUCAGGUCUUAGGGACGCGAAUGGGUGGUCGAAUGACUUUCCCCAAUGGUGAACACGACUUAAGAAGUGAUGUCACUUUUCGUUGUAGGUCCCAAUCUAUCCAUCAUCGUGGCAGAAGUUCAUUUGAAAAUCUGCCAGUGGAUAUGAUUAAAUGUUUCCCUUGUGAACCCAUGCAUAUGAUAUAUUUAGGUGUUACCAAAAAAAUUGUUUCAUUAUGGAAGGAGCUAGCUCUUAAGCGACUUAAUAGGAUGGAUCAAUCAAUUAUCGCAUCAAUAAAUGAUGCACUAGACUUAUGUAGACAACACACGACAUGCGAUUUUCAACGGAAAUGUCGUUCACUUAAUGAAGUUUCUGUAUGGAAAGCAACUGAAUGUCGGUUGUUCUUAUUAUACUUAGGACCUGUAGUUCUUCAGAAUAGGUUACCAUUAUCAAUGUACAGAAACUUCCAGUCACUCUCCUUGUCUAUUUAUUUAUUAUCGCACCCUAAGUUUCAUAGCAUAUUCGCUAACAGUGUUAGGGUUUACAUUAAUAACUUUUUAUUAGGUUACGAAAGGUGUUACGGUACCGAACACUUAAUCUACAAUGUGCAUAGUUUAAAGCACAUUGCAGACGACGUUAUGGAACAUGGUACUUUAGAAUCGUUCGCAGCAUUUCCUUUUGAGUCCUACAUGAGAAAAAUUAGGCGUUCAGUACACUGUGGAUUCGCCGUGGCUAAACAAGCCGCACAGCGAUAUGCCGAAGAAGUUUACUUUCAAAGUAUACUGAAUCAGGAUAUGGCUGACAAUGUCACUGAACCUGAGGUAACUGAUAAUUCUUCCAAGCAAAUGGUCAGUUACAGGAACUCAAAGCUAUCUACUUCAAGGCCGGACAAUGUAGUUAUUGCCAAAGGUAGACCAGGGUUCGUAACAGAAAUCCGUGAUGGAGGUCUUAUUAGGUUCCGGCCAUUUCAUAGUCCUUCUGAUUUGUAUACUGACCCUUUUCCUCCAGUAGUAUUGGUAUGUUUAAGUGUUCUACCUUAAGCCACGAAUGCACGUGGAUAACACUAACAGACAUACUUUGUAAGUGCAUGUGCUUGCGCACACAACAUUAUGAGGUCAUUAUCCCUCUUUACAUACAUUCUAGUAGUAGAUGUGACAUCAUUUCUCAAGGACUGUUGCAAAUAUAGCACUUUAGCCAGUAACAGUCUGUUGGUUAGUGAUUUUGCGUCCUCCAUCAGGAAGUGUUACUGAAUUUUCAUCAAUGCAAUAUAUGUACAAUUUUUCACGCCUGCGCAUUCAUUUACAGCAUCAAAGUGGAAAGUACAUCUUAGUUGACGAUAAGGAAAACAAGCAAGUGGUCUGUAUUCCGAACAAAUGGCUCCUGACCAACAAUCAUUACCUUUAUCGUGAUGAUAUCAGUGAGCACGAAAUUGUUGAGGGUGUUGAUGUUGACAUUCGAUUCGACGUGAGAAAAUGUGCCGUUAUGCAUCGUUGUGGUAAGUUGUAAUCAAUUAACAUUUAUUGUUUUCAGACGACUACAAUGUAGCCCAGGAAUUAAAAGUGUGUUUAGCAACAGUACUGGGCUACAAUACUAACAUCGCAACUAACGAUGAAACGCAGCCUUGUGACGCUAAGAAACCAAAAAGAACUGUCAAACGAAAGCUUAAUGAUUAUCUAUGCACCUCGGAAGAACUAGAGGUUGCUGAGGUUGAGGCUGGAUUUGCCCCGGUGGAAUUUCCAGUUGUCAACAUUUCAACAGGAACGUUUUCUCCGAUUGCGAGUUCAUCGAAAGCUAACCUUUCAUCACCACCAAUUCUACGUACGUCGACUGAAGGUGAUAAACCGUAAGUUGCAUUUACUUUAUUCCUGAUAACGAAAGUUUGUGCGAUGAUACAAACAAACUGUUAAGAACGCUCCUGAAAUCGGUCAGUGAGCUGUCUACGAAAAUAGACAAAAUGCUAUUUUUGUAUGAACGCUUAGCCAUGGGUGUAACUCACGGGCGUACAGAGGAAAUGGAUAGUGAUGCAAUCACUUUCCCAUUACGAACGCAUGACGAGUUGCGUUCUUUAGAGACAGCUUUAGAGAACAAAAAUUCCGGGAUCAUUUCGUAAGUUGUAAUCGGUGUUUGAAGAAAUUUUAGAUGGGAAGAUUAUACCAUCUACUAUGUGAUGAUCUUCGUAAAUCAGCAAAAGCCUGUCUGAAAUACCUCCUUUCUCCGGAACUGGCAAACACGUACACCUUGCACGGAACCAGAAGAAAAUUCGGGAUUAGUAAAUACAAAUUUUACUCCACGGUUCAAAGUGCUUUGUGUUCACACUUCCGGAGUGCGACCUGUUCGGAAACGGAGAUCACGCACGCCAUGGCUACAGCAAGCCAGGCCUUCUUGCAUGACGCAAGAGAUAAAGUACAUAAACGUGGAUGGCGAUCCAAAGAAAGGGUGAGCUAAAACUACUUAAUUUGUUUGUUAUAAUACAUAUGUUAACUUUGUCACACAUUGUUCCUACACGUUCCCCUUCCUACUGUUUUGUAUAUUGUUUAAUACCACUUAAUAAAAUGAAGUAUUCAGUUGUAUUCCCAAUAACUGAAGUUCACUUUGGGGUUUUCCCCAAAAUUCACAGGAUGUUAAUUUUCAUUAUAUUUAUCACUAUAAUCACUGUACUUUAAUUACUGUAACAGCUUAUGACUUUGUGAUCAAUACUCAAAGUAAUAUAACUUGUCUCUUGUAUGUUUCCCUUUCAGCUGGCUUCGCAGGCUUUAUCAGACGUAACUGUAAGUUCUUUGUUCGCAUUAUUAAGAACAUUGUUAUACUGUUGGUACAUCACCAAACUUUCACAUAUCUUGACACGUUAUUAUACACUACAAAUGAUUUAUUUAUUUAUUUUUUAGAACAUUAUCAAUGACAUUUCUACGUCUACGUAAGGUGUUGCUGUUACAACGCAAUGAAAAACUUUGUACAAAUGAUUCAUUUGUAAUUUUAUUAACUGUAAUAAACAUUUAUAUAUUUCAUAAAUCAGUCUUUUGAUAAUCGCGACAAAUCGGUUAACAUUAGGUUUCAUUAGCAAUGCGCGAUUGACGAAAAGUAAUAAAACGUCGCAGUAAGAAAUGUACGUAAGCAUACUCCUAGGUCUUCCGUGAUGUCGAUAGGCUUUCGAGAAGCUUUUGCGUCAAAACAGUUUUCCAGGAAAACCCAAAGGUUUGGGGAAGCUUCCUCAAAAUGAUAUAACUAUCGUGUCCGUUCCCCUUUCACCCGGCUUCGCAGGCUUUAACAGACGUCACCAUAGUGUAUUUGUGCUUUUGUAUAUUGUUUUAUACUACUUACAAGAAUUCAGUAGUCAGUUGCAUUACCAAUAACUUCAGUUAACUUUGGGGAUU